AUGGGCCUUCAAGAUGUGGCAGUUGAUCCGGUCACGAUUGUUAUCAAAGAAUGUAUGACUUUAUCAACAGCAAUGAGAAAAUACACUCGAUAUGCUUCGCAAUCUGGUGUAGCGGCAUUGCUAGGGGGUGGAAGCGAAAUAUUCAGCAACCAAGACAAUUCUUUAGCUGAUACGUUUAAUAAUCUAUCUUCAAGCAAGCAUAAUGAUCCGUUAUUAUCGGGUUUCAUCCAGUUAAGAUUAAUGUUGAAUAACUUAAAGAGUCUGUCUGAUGUUGAUUCUCUAACCGUCUUACAGCCGUUUUUGUUAGUAAUCAGCACUGGAACCACAUCUGGCUAUAUCACGUCGUUAGCUUUAGAUUCGAUUCAGAAAAUUUUAAAUUACAAUAUCAUUAACGAAAAUUCCAAGAACUAUGUUGGUGCCAUCAGACAAACAGUGAGCUCCUUAACACACUGUCGUUUUGAAGGAUCAGAACAAUUGUCGGAUGAUUCUGUGUUGCUGAAGGUUCUAUCGUUGAUAGAGACUAUUGUUGUUUCUAAUUUUGGUUCAGUGUUAUCAGAUUCGUUGAUGAAUGAAGUAAUACAAACGGUUAUUUCGUUAGCUUGUAAUAAACGGAGAAGUGAAGUACUAAGGAAAGCAGCUGAAAUGAGCAUGCUAGCAAUAACGGUGAAAAUAUUUCAUAAAUUGAAAUAUAUUGAGCCAUCUACUACUCAAAAAUAUAUUAAUGAUGAAAGUUUUUCAACCACCAUUCUUAAAGAGGACCUAAUUGGGACUAAUGAAAACCCAACUCUGGAUAGCCCUCGCAGUAGUGAUAUACCUACCAUAUCUGAUGGUCUUGAUGGCGAAAAAGCUCAACAUGAACUAAAGAGAGAAGAGUCGAUAGAAGAAAACUACGGUCUUCCUUUGAUAAAGGAUUACUUAGGCAUUUUAAUUUCGUUAAUUGUCGUCGAGAAUUCUCACAAGCAAAGUAAUUCGACGAAGGUAUUUGGAUUACAUCUGUUGAAUACAGCUAUUGAAGUCGCAGGCGAUAAAUUUCCAGAAUAUCCGAGGUUGUUUAGUUUGGUUUCUGAUCCAAUUUUUAAACACAUAUUAUUUUUGAUUCAGAAUAGUGACAAAUGGUCUCUUUUACAAGCAGCGUUACAGCUUUUCACAACUGUGACAAUUAUUUUGGGUAACCGUUUACAAAGUCAAAUCGAAUUGACUUUAGAGUCAAUCUUUGGGAUAUUAUUGGAUGAAAAAAAGGGGGCAGAUUCAAAAUUAAGACCUUCUGCAGUCAAAGAAUUAUUAAUUGAGCAGAUAUCUAUUUUAUGGACAAGAUCACCUUCCUUUUUUACUUCUAUUUUCAUCAAAUAUGACUGUGAUCUUGAUAGAUCCGAUUUGGCCAUUAAUUUUCUCAAGGGGCUAUCUAAGUUAGCAUUACCAGAGUCCGCUUUAACAACUGCUGACAGUGUACCACCAAUAUGCUUAGAAGGAUUGAUAUCGGUGAUAGAUGACAUGUACAACCAUAUGCAAAAUUCAGCAAAUUCUUUUAAUGCUAACCAACAAUUAGAUAUUCUAACUCAGCGUGAAAGAAAGACCGAAUUCAUUAAAUGUGUUGAAGAAUUUAAUAAAAAACCCUCUCUGGGUAUUACCUCAUUAAUAGAGAAAGGUUUUAUUAAGAGUUCUUCUGAAGAUGAUAUUGCUGCCUUUUUAUUUGAGAACAAUGGGCGUUUGAACAAGAAAACAAUUGGCGAAUACCUUGCGAAUCCUGCUAAAAUAUCGUUAUUAAAGAAAUUUAUUGACUUGUUCGAUUUCAAAGACUUGCGGGUAGACGAAGCAAUUAGGAUUUUGUUAACAAAAUUUAGAUUGCCUGGAGAAGCACAGCAAAUUGAACGAGUUGUUGAAUCAUUUUCAGCCAAGUAUGUGGAUAGUCAAGAUUAUAGCAAAGAAAUACCUGAAAAUGGUAAAGCUACCGGCACUUCUGAGGUACAGCCUGAUGCCGACUCCGUGUUUAUUUUAAGUUAUUCUAUCAUCAUGUUGAACACCGAUCUACACAAUCCUCAAGUAAAGAAGCAUAUGACCUUGGAUGAUUACACCUAUAAUCUGAAAGGGUGCAACAACCAGAAAGAUUUUCCUAUGUGGUACUUGGAAAAGAUUUACUACUCUAUUAGAGAUAAAGAAAUUGUAAUGCCAGAGGAACAUCAUGGAAAUGAAAGAUGGUUUGAUGAUGCAUGGAACAAUCUAAUUUCUUCCACUACAGUGAUUACUGAAGUAAUAGAAGUACAGCAUGAUGUAAUAGAAGACUUUGGUUACGAUUCUUUAUUGUUUUUUGACAAAUGCAUCUUUGAUCAUGUAGGUUCUUUGAUUGUUUCUACCCUAUUCAAAAUAUUUGAUGUCGCUUCCGAUGAUCAUAUAAGCACAAGAAUGUUGACUACCAUUGAUAAAUGUUCCCAAUUGUCUGGGUUCUUUGGCUUCAACAAGCUUUACAAUGAAAUUUUACUUGAAAUGAUUAAGAUAACUACUUUAACGGGGGAGAGAAGGAGACUUUUAAAGAAUUACGAAUUUGAAGAUAUUCCUGUUGUACAAAUUCAUAUCGAAGAUACGAUGGAAACUAUCGUUGUGUCAUCUAUUUCUGUUAGAUUAGGUCAGGAUUUUAAAGGACAGUUAUCAACAGUGGUACUUUCUAGAAUAUUACAAAAUAACCAGAGAAAUCCUAUAACUGAAGAUGUAUGGAGACAAUUAAUUAAUGUCACCAUUAUCUUGUACGAAAAUUUAAUGAUAAACCCCAACAUUUAUCCAGAUUUACAGCAGGUUUUAUCAUUGGAACCACUUCCCAAACCAAGUGCUGAAUAUGAAAUCAACAAAUCUAAGUAUACAAAGGGCCUAUUUUCUACUUUUGCAUCCUAUUUGAAAGGCGAUGAGGAACCAACUGAAGAAGAAAUCAGCUGGUCCUUGAAAGGCUUGGAAUGUAUCCUGAAUAGUAAGUUUAUUAUUUCCACAUUUAGAAACAAGCAGAAUCUGAAUCCCGAUAUUAUUAGGUUGCUAUUAGAUUCCUUAAAAAUGGAAUACAAUAGUGAAAAUUCUAGGUUUUUUGAAUCCGAAAUCUUGUUUAUGGUUGAACUUGCUGUAUAUUUAUUUCAUAUCUACAAUCAUGACGAAGAAUAUGGCAGUUUGCUACUUAAUAAACUGGAUGCUGUAUGUGAUAUCCGCGGAGUUUCAAAAGAUUUCUUUCAACGGUUACUUAUCUACAAGAUAUUCAUUAUUACAAAGUUGAGAAAACACUCUCAACUAUUGGGUUUAAUAAAAAGUGAGUUGUUGUUCAAAAAUGAGUUAUAUGACUCUGCUUUUUUUUCUGGUAAUAUUGGUGAUGUUGUGUUAAACAAGUUGUUAUUAUUGGCUUCAGAAGAUAAGUUUUCUAAUGAACUGCUCAAUAGUGAGGAAUUUUGGAAGCUAUUAAGAAAGUACGCUUCAUUAAAGCAACACGUAUUAACAAUUUAUAACUUCCUGGAUGUCAGAAUCAUAAAGCAUCAGGAUGUGAUCAAUGGGGAAAACUUCAUGUGGUUGCUUGGUUUAUUAGAUGAAAUAUCUUCUAUCGGGGCUGUCGGAGGACAAUGGGAAGAAGAAUAUGAACGUUUGAUAAAAAGUGGUCAUAAGGUAGACAAAGAGAACCCUUACCAGGAAAUAGUCGAGAUCUCAUUAAAAUCUAUUAAUUUGACAGCCCAAUUGAUUAAUGUGAAACAACAUUUGGUUAAAGCUGAGAUGGUUGCUUUGGUACAAGCCUUGGCGCAUCAAUGUUUGAAUCCAUGUUAUCAGUUACGUCUCUAUGCGUUGUCAUCAUUGGAGGAUAUAACGACCAGAAAUAUUAUUUUAUCAAAUGAGACUAUAAGUGUUUCCGAAUUAUUUGAGCAUGGAUUGUUCCCUCUGAUUGAUAGCCGUAAAAAUGUGAACACUUUACCAUUGUUUGAUAUAAUGUCUGUUUUAUCAAAAGUUUACCUCUACCAUCUAAAACGUGGUGAAACUAAUGACGAAACAUACAUGAAAGUCCAAAAUAUAUUUAACAAGUAUAUGGAACAUCCUAAGAUCGAAGAAAAGUUGCAAGAAUUGAUUACAGCGAAGAAGGAAAUUGAGAAGGAAUUACAGAGCAGUACAGAGUCGGCUGCAUCCGUCAUGAUAAAGGAAAAUUCAAACAACUCCACCACUGCUACGGAUGAGAUUUCCGGGAUAUGA
Molecule: messenger RNA, 4203 nt
Organism: Eremothecium cymbalariae DBVPG#7215
Lineage: Eukaryota; Fungi; Ascomycota; Saccharomycetes; Saccharomycetales; Saccharomycetaceae
Gene: GEA2
Product: Arf family guanine nucleotide exchange factor GEA2
Exons: 1
Coding region: 1-4203 (1400 amino acids)
Biological process (GO): regulation of ARF protein signal transduction
Molecular function (GO): guanyl-nucleotide exchange factor activity
Source: RefSeq, a predicted model, not a curated record